AUGCCGCCGGCGGCGCUGCCCAGCUUUGCUCUGCUCCGCGUCGCCACCUCCAUUGCCAUGCUGCUGGUUCAGCAAGCUCGUCUGCUCCCAGUGGCCGUGGCGCGGACCAAACUGACAGCGGGAGACACCCCGACGGUGCCGGACUACAUCACCAGCCGGUCCGGCAGCUUCGCCUUUGGCUUCCGCGCCCACGACUCUGACCCGACCAAGUUCCUCCUUGCCACGUGGUUCCGGUUCGGUUCAGUGCCGCCACAGGCGCAGUCCGUGGUGUGGUUCGCGAAAGAGUCCGCCAUGGGCACCACGCCUAACGCCACGGCACGGUCCGUCCUCAGCAUCCCCGCCGACGGCCAGCUCACGCUCACCGACGGCAGCAUAGAGCUGUGGAGGGCCCCGACCCCCAGCAUGAAGCGUGGGUCAGUCCUCGUGCUAACAGACUUCGGCAACGUUCAGCUCCUCGGGGACGGCGACAACGUGCUCUGGGAGAGCUUUGGGUUCCCGACGGAUACCCUCCUUCCGGGCCAAUCUUUGGAGGGGUUUCUAUUUUCCAAGCGCGCGUACACGGGGUUCACCACGGGUCGGUUCAGCUUGGCAGCCCACAGCGACGGUAACGUCGUCCUCUGCAUCGACCUCUUCACCGGUGACAUAUUGCAAAACGCCUACUGGGCCACAGCCACCAACGGCCCCUACGGCAACACGACCAUCACCUUCGACGAGUAUGGCCACCUAAGCUACACUCUCUAUGACGGCAGCAUCAACAACUUGAUUUCGCCUCUCGCCACUGGCAGGAACUAUUUCCGGUUCGCCAGGAUGGACCCCGACGGCAUCGUCCGUGCCUACACCCAUCCUAAACAUGGCGGCGGUGGCGGCCAGAACACGACUUGGACCGUGUCGGGCACGCUCCCCAGUGCUGGGGGCUGCAAGUUGAAGACGACCAGGAUGCAAGGCAUGUGCGGCCCUGGGUCGUACUGUGUGGAGACCAAAGAGCGGCUCAACUGCCUGUGCCCGAGUGGGUACACUUACAUCGAUGCAGAGCAUAUUGAGAGUGGCUGCACGCCGGGGUUCGAGGCACAGAGGUGCGGCGAGGAGAACAUAGGAAUGAUAAGAUCGCCGCAGCCGCACCUCAUUGCAGUGCAGAAGCUGAUCGACUCGAACGAGUACAAUGAGCAGGAGUUCACCAAUGAGGUGCAGUCCAUCGGUCAGAUCCACCACCUAAACUUGGUUCGUAUGAUCAGCUACUGCAAGCAAGGUAAGCAUCGGAUGUUGGUUUUCGAGUUCAUGCCCGGAGGGUCUCUCCGUGGCUUCCUCUUCAAACCUGAGAGGCGGCAACCUUGGCGCUGGCGCGCUGAGGCCGCCCUCGCCAUUGCUCGGGGACUUGAGUACCUCCACAACGGCUGCAUUGCCCCUAUCAUCCACCGCGACAUCAAGCCUGACAAUAUCCUAUUCGACUAUUGUGGAAUCCCCAAUAUCACUGACUUUGGGAUCUCCAAAUUGUUGGGGAGCCAGCACCAACUAUUACUUUUGUUUUGUUUUAGAAAUUCUUAA
Triticum aestivum (bread wheat) is the source of this 1542-nucleotide messenger RNA. RefSeq names its product G-type lectin S-receptor-like serine/threonine-protein kinase LECRK3. The transcript has a single exon. The coding region runs from base 1 to 1542 and encodes 513 amino acids. Gene Ontology annotation, molecular function: ATP binding; protein kinase activity. NCBI's taxonomy places the organism in Eukaryota, Viridiplantae, Streptophyta, Magnoliopsida, Poales, Poaceae. Gene Ontology annotation, biological process: protein phosphorylation. The record is from RefSeq and is a predicted model, not a curated record.